CUCCCCGGGCCGCGGCGCCGGGCACCGGCCGCCCCUCUCCGUGGUGCUGAAGCGGCUCCCGCCAGCCCCGCCAGCGUGGGUCGCGCGCCGAGGGCCCGCCGCCGCCGCCGCCGCCGCCGCUGCGGCUCCUGCGCCGCCCCCGCCCCGCAGCCGCGCAUCGCCGGGCGGGCUCUGGCGGGCGCCAUGGCGGAGCGCGGGGCCUGAGGCGGCGCGGGGCGGCAUGGAGGCGGAUUUCGCCGCCUUCGGGAGCCCGCUGUGCGGCGAGGUCAAGCGCUUCUGCAGGCGGGUGCGGGAGACCUACCGGGAGAUCAAGGAGGACCUCACCCCCUACAAGGAUGACCGUUACUACCGGCUGGCACCGAUGCGAUUAUAUACACUGUCCAAACGGCAUUUUGUCCUGGUCUUUGUAGUGUUCUUUGUUUGUUUUGGUCUGACAGUCUUCAUAGGAAUAGCAGGUCCUAAUGUAAUUGAAACUUCUGUAGCAAGAACUGACAUAAAUAACAGCCUGAAGCUGAAGCCUUUUAAUUUGAGUUCGCCACCACUGUCUACUUACAAUCAGCAGCUGUGGCUGACCUGCGUAGUUGAGUUGGAUCAGCAGGAUGUAUCUCUCAAAAAGAAUGUUACUAUGACAGUCAAAGUACUUGGAGUGGUAAAGGAUGGAAGCACACCAUAUGUUAAUAAUCAAGUUCACAAUCGGACAAGAUUACUCAGUUGUGCACAAAAAUGCAGUGAAAUCAUUGUUGCUCACCUUGGCUACCUGAACUACACUCAGUACAACAUAUUUGUUAGCUUUGAAGAUCUAAGUAAGUUAACGUACAACAUCCACAAUAUUACUUUCACAUGGAAAACCUACAAUCCGACUUUUUCACAAGUGGAAAUAUGGUUCCGAUUUGUCUUUGUAGUUCUUACUUUUAUGGUCACGUGUCUGUUUGCACAUUCCCUGCGGAAAUUCUCCAUGAGAGACUGGGGUAUUGAACAGAAAUGGAUGUCCAUCCUCCUUCCCCUCCUGCUACUUUACAAUGAUCCAUUUUUCCCCCUUUCUUUCCUGGUGAACAGCUGGUUUCCUGGAAUGCUGGAUGAUCUAUUCCAGUCACUGUUUCUGUGUGCACUGUUGUUGUUCUGGCUUUGUGUCUACCAUGGUAUAAGAGUACAGGGGGAAAGGAAGUGCUUAACUUUCUAUCUGCCCAAAUUCUUUAUUGUUGGACUAUUGUGGCUGGCCUCUGUUACACUGGGAAUAUGGCAAACUGUUAAUGAAGUGCAUGAUCCUACAUAUCAAUACAGGGUUGAUACAGGUAAUUUCCAGGGAAUGAAAAUCUUCUUCGUUGUCGUGGCAACCACGUAUAUUCUCUACCUUUUGUUCCUGAUAGUGAGGGCAUGCUCGGAACUUCGUAACAUGCCUUAUGUUGAUCUCAGGUUAAAAUUCUUGACUGCAUUGACCUUUGUAGUGCUUGUCAUUAGCAUUGUUAUUCUCUACUUACGCUUUGGAGCACAAGUUCUACAGGACAACUUCGUAGCUGAGCUGUCAACUCACUACCAGAAUUCAGCAGAAUUCUUAUCAUUUUAUGGUUUAUUGAACUUUUAUCUCUACACAUUAGCCUUCGUGUAUUCCCCUUCAAAGAAUGCACUAUAUGAAUCACAGCUGAAAGACAAUCCUGCUUUUUCUAUGCUGAAUGAUUCAGAUGAUGAUGUGAUUUAUGGGAGUGACUAUGAAGAAAUGCCACUUCAGAACGGCCAAGCUAUUAGAGCCAAGUAUAAAGAGGAAUCAGACAGUGAUUGAUCACUUUUUAUACAGACAGACUUGUUCCACUGGAAUUAAACCAAUUUCAAAGUUUUCCUAGAUGGAUAACUUCCUUGGCUUCCUUACAGUCUGCUGUCACCUGAACACCGACUCCCAGGAAGGACAUCCUGUAUCUGUUUACAAAGUUAAAACUGAAAAAAAGAAUGCUUGAAAAGGUUGUGGUGAAAACUUAAGAAACCCACAUUUUUAUGUCUUAUAAAAUUCCUGAUAGCGGGAUGUCUGUGGACUAAAAUCUUUUAAGUCUAUGUCAAUUUAGAAGUGUCACUGAUUAUGUGCUGAUUUUAAAGCUGCUUCCUUGCUGCUUUUUUUUUGUUUGAGAAUUAUGCACAGCAUACUGUCAUUCCUCCGUUGCAUUUGUGUUAGCUUUUUUAUAUGUUGCCCACUGCUGUACGAAGUGCCUCAUUUCUCUUUCCAUUUUCUACCAUGGUCUUUUGAGCUGGAGGCUGGAAAUGAAGUGUUUUACGCUUUUCAUAAGCUGUCCAGUCUUCCUUUGAAGAAGUGAUAUAGAAGUAAGACAAUUGUUAUAAUUCAUUUAAAUGAGCUUACCAGAUUUGUGAGAGAUAUGUGCAAAUAGUCAAGUUCUAGUAAGCCAAAAUAGCCUCGGUGUUGCAAAAUUAUUUGUCAAAUAUGUUUCAUAACAUGCUUUACUGCCACGAUAGAAGUGUGUGUUUUGCCUUUUUUUAUUUUUUUUUAAAAACAGCCCUUUCAAAUGGAAAUAUUUAGGCAGCAAGAAGUCUCAGAAGGAAGCCAGUACUCUUCUUUCUGGGUUUUUUGUAUGCUGGAGGAGAUUGUUACACUUACAGGGAAUACAGUAUGAAAGUUUCAUAGAGAAUUACAAUUUCAAAUUUCCAAAGUUUUCAUUUUAGGGGGCUUUUUCUACAUCAGAAUUUUUCCUUAAGUUGUAUUAAUAGAUAGUUGAUCUACAUCCUAGAAUGUAGGGUUGUAGUUGUGGUUGCUGAUGUAUUGAAUGUGCAUGAGAGGUAGCUUUUGAGAAUGUCCUGUGCAUAGUUCAACUCCUUUGUCAUACAACACUCACCACAUGUACUGAUUGAAACUUUUACUAGCACAUUUUGUCAUUACCUGUAUUCCAGUCUGUGCUGGAACAAAGUUAUACGGGAAUUCAGUAUUCCUGGUAUAAUGCUGCUGCCUCUCUAUUUAAAAGUUGAUUUUCUCCUACACCAUUGUUCAGUUCUUUAUUUAAGUGGAUACUGUUUGUUUCCAACUAUUUUUGUUUUCAGGUACUUCACCUGUCUGCAAGCAGCUUUUUUUUUUUUUCCAUGGAUUCGUAACUGUGAUUUACUCUUGUAAAAUUUUUCUGCCCUGCUGCUGUAGGAGACUCUCAAAAGCACUGUUAAUAUAUUAGACAGGAAAUGGUGCUGGCGUAUGCUAGGGAAUUGUGCUCAUCUUUGAAGUGCUUAAAGCAGAAGAGUGCAAUGAAGUCCUAUUAGACAUACUGAAUUGUAUUGGGGAAAAAGAUUUGUUCUGCUUUGGUGCAAAAACUGUUAUAGACCAUUCCCAUUACAAUAACCUCCUGGUAGCUGUUGAAGAACAUGAAGGGGAGACUUCACAGGGUAGCAGUUUGCUCGGAGAGGACCAAAGGAGCUGCUUCAUGUGGUUGCCUCCUGGCUAUCAUAGAGCAGUUCAGAUUAAAUCAGUGCUCUGCUGAAGACAAGUGUGGUAAGAUACUGUAUGUGUGAGAGAAAACUUGAUAAAAUUAUGUAGAGCUUUGAAACUUUUUGAAAGUAUUUGAAAUUUCAAACUUUCUGUACCAGGGAUCAUUUAUUUGUUAGAAACCAAAGCACUAUGAUAUGGCUACAGCAAGGAAAUUGCUGGGGAGGAGGCAAAGGUUUUUUUCCUUUCCUUUUGUUAAUUAAUUGGUGUCAGUUUAGAAGAACAUAUAGGAAGACACUAAAGAAGCAUUUCAAGUUAGUGAUGUAUGGAUGUUUUUGUUUUUCCCCUCAGAUAACUGUAGUAAGCUGUACCUUCAGCACUCCCUUUCACAGUUGUGGAGUUUUGUUUGUUUGUUUUGUUGGAGUUUUUUUGUUGGUUCUGUUUUGUUUUGUUUUUUUAACAAGUACGGGAGAUGAUCUUUGUAUCCUAAAAGAGGGAGAGCCCAUUCUCAUUUUUGCUGUACCCAGAUGACUCUCCUGAGGCUUACACCCUUUGAAUUUGCAGUCACACUUGGGAGCCAACUAGGCAUCCUUUGCAUAACCCCAAGUCCUUUUGAUUUUAAUUGGAGUAACAGUAGGCACAGGAAUUAGGUCUUCAAAAUUGGUAUUUACAUGAUCCUUAAAUAUUCAGACCUUUUUGGCUCUGAUAUUGUUUACUUCUGUUCUAAAUUGUUCUGAAGAGAUAAAAUGUUUGAUUUGACCAAUGUGCAAAGUAUACUAAUGUUUCUUAUCACAGUCUGAACUGAUUGUUACAGUUAACCCUGAAAUACAGUGUCAUGCUUUGGGAUUUUGUUGACUAAUGAAAAUAUUUUUAAUCUAACUUUAAGAUGAAGAUUUUCUUCUAAGCUGUUCUCAGCCCUCUUCACUUGCUAUUUUGUUUGUAUUUAAUUUUCAACAUCACUACAUUCCAAGUGGAAAUAGGAAAGCUGAGAAUGGGAAAUGUGUACUUAAAGUUUAAGCAUCUCACUAUGAAAAUAGUGAGAAAAUAGUUUCCUUGUUAAUUUUUAGAGAUUGUAUUUAAGCAACGUUUGCCGUGCAAAAUAGCUUUGUAUUUCAGAAGUGCUAGAGUAUAAUGGUAGCUUGGUCGAAGCACUGUCGCAUCAAAUUCAAUAUACAGUAAAAUGGCAGAAGCAGUCAAGCAGAUGAAGAAAUAGCUUUGCUAGCAAGAAAUCUCAGUUUCACUCUUCUUAUUUCCACAACUGGCAAACAGAGACAGUAUUUGAGGAAUACUACAAUAUGGAUUGUAAACAGCUCGGGAGUAGGUGGCAUAAAUUCAUCUUCGAGUGUACAGUAUUGUAACCUAAGGGUGAAACAGAAGAGGUCUGGAUAAGAAACUAGCCUGGCUUUCCUUUCGUUACUGCUAAAGUAAUUAAGUAUUUCCAUCACUAGUGGAACUGUAUAAAAUGAGAAAAGUAUACAAAAAAGCCCCACAGCACAGUGUCCUUUCUCAGGAGACACCGCUUAUUAAAUAACUGCAAGACUUCCACGCACACAAUGAUCAAGAGGGCCUUUUAAGAAAUCAGUAGUCAUUGAGUAUGAGCCAUUCAUGGCAACAAUUUUCUGUAGUAUGUGCUUUAAAAAUACAGUUGGUGUUGGAAUUGGUUGGAAACUUUCCUAGGACUGGCAAAGAAUAGGAGGCAUAAAGUUUAAUGCCAGUAAGGACCAGCUAGUGCAACAGACCCAGGGCACUAAUACUGGACAAAAUGUGAGGAUCUGAGCCAGAAGACAACUUUUGUCUCCACAGUCACCUAAUUUUGCCUCUAUUUCCUUUUGCUUAUGCCAGUAAUAAACUUUGCAUUACUGUAAAUUUUUUUAGAAGUUUGUAAAUAUGUAAAAUGAAAAUAAUGGGAAAAUUGUGUACCAAAAUGGUAUAAAAAUGUGUAAGAUAAAUGCUCUGUUUAAUGAGAAGCUGUAAUUAAAUGCUGCUUUGAGAAAAGUGUGCAUGAGGACAUGUUAAGUAUUUUAUGUGUCUAGAAAAUGUGUUAAUGACAGCUAAUUAUCAAUUUCUGUUGGAAAACUUCAUGCAAAUAUGGAAUAUGAAGGAAAAAAUAUUUUACUUCAACCAAAAUUGGGUAUUGAGUUUCUUGGAAGACUUCAUGUGCAUAAUCAUUGUUACAUAUGUUCAUAAUAAAGUUUUAUAUCUUUA
Columba livia (rock pigeon) is the source of this 5614-nucleotide messenger RNA. RefSeq names its product transmembrane protein 181 (gene TMEM181). Lineage: Eukaryota; Metazoa; Chordata; Aves; Columbiformes; Columbidae. The record is from RefSeq and is a predicted model, not a curated record. Gene Ontology annotation, molecular function: toxic substance binding. The transcript has 17 exons. Bases 221 to 1777 code for a protein of 518 amino acids.